This is a messenger RNA of Drosophila willistoni, 987 nucleotides long. RefSeq lists its product as uncharacterized. Lineage: Eukaryota; Metazoa; Arthropoda; Insecta; Diptera; Drosophilidae. The transcript has 2 exons. The record is from RefSeq and is a predicted model, not a curated record. The coding region runs from base 1 to 987 and encodes 328 amino acids.
AUGAACGCAUUUAAUGCAAAUUUUGGCCAGGAUGAAGGCGUAGCUCGACGAGGUGCGGCACCGCGGGCCAAUAUGGAACGCGGUGACUGGCAUCGGUCCGAUGAGGAGUCCGACGACGAUGAGCCGGAUAUGAUGGAUCCGGUAAUCGCCGCCUCAUCGGACGAGGAGAACGAUGAGGACGUAGAGGACAGUGGCUACGGGUCAGAAGAGAGCGAGGCAGAGUCGGCGAUGAAUCCGGGCCACCAGGAGGAGGAAGAAGACGACGAGAUGUGGAGAGAGCUGGACGAGGCGGUAGCCAUGAUGGAGAACGAAGUGGCGGAUGAAGCUAGCAGCGGCCGAAGCAGCCCAGAUGAGUAUGCGCCGUGGGAUCAGGAAGAAAUACCUGAGCCACCGGCACAAGCAUGGGAGCCAGCACGGCCGCCGACGCCGUUUCGUAAGGUGGACUACAUGUCCGAAGCCAGCGAAUCGGAAGAGGAGGCCGUGGCUGGUGUGGGUGAGGCUGAAGGAGUGGCCAGCCAAACGCCUGGAAAUGUCGAAAAUGUGGUGCCAGGCGACGCAUACUUAUCAAGUGGAAUAUAUCAUUGCAAGAAAUGCAUGCAGGAAGACAAUGACCGCAUGGUGCAAUGCAAUCGAUGCUGUUCCUGGUAUCAUUUCGACUGCGUUGGAGUAAUUGACGAGAAAUCUGAGAACAGCUGGAACUGCGACUGCGUCAACGUGUCAUCGGAAGUCAUCACAACCAUAUUGAGCAACGCCCUGCAGAACCUCGGAAAUACCACACGAGCAGGCGAACCUCAGGCUACUUCGUCACCAGCAAAACCAACGGGGCCGCUACCAGAACCGGAUCGGGACUUUGGACUAUGCACACCAAAAAUAUUCCCGGACACAGCUAGGACGGCUGUUCCUAUCUUUUCUUCUGCCAAACAAAAAGCGAUGGUCACACACUCAGCUGUGCGUGACACGUGGCAUUACGAUCACGAGGCACCGUAG